This is a messenger RNA of Pipistrellus nathusii (Nathusius's pipistrelle), 3510 nucleotides long. NCBI's taxonomy places the organism in Eukaryota, Metazoa, Chordata, Mammalia, Chiroptera, Vespertilionidae. The record is from the annotation of a GenBank genome assembly.
AUGGCGGAAGAGGAGGUGGCCAAGCUGGAGAAGCACUUGAUGCUUCUCCGACAAGAGUAUGUCAAGCUGCAGAAGAAACUGGCAGAGACAGAGAAGAGAUGCACUCUUUUGGCUGCGCAAGCAAACAAGGAGAACAGCAGUGAGUCCUUCAUCAGCCGCCUGCUGACGAUUGUGGCCGACCUCUAUGAGCAGGAGCAGUACAGUGAUCUAAAGAUAAAGGUUGGGGGAAGGCACAUCAAUGCUCACAAGUUUGUCCUGGCGGCCCGCAGUGACAGCUGGAGUCUGGCCAAUUUGUCUUCCACCAAGGAGCUGGACCUGUCAGAUGCUAACCCUGAGGUGACAAUGACAAUGCUUCGCUGGAUCUAUACGGAUGAGUUGGAGUUCAAAGAAGAUGAUGUGUUCCUGACUGAGUUGAUGAAACUAGCUAAUCGGUUUCAGCUACAGCUCCUUAGGGAGAGAUGUGAGAAGGGUGUUAUGUCUCUGGUGAAUGUCAGGAACUGUAUUCGCUUCUAUCAGACCGCGGAGGAGCUAAAUGCCAGCACUCUGAUGAACUAUUGCGCGGAAAUUAUUGCAAGUCAUUGGGAUGACUUGCGAAAAGAGGACUUCAGCAGCAUGAGUGCUCAGUUGUUAUAUAAAAUGAUCAAAUCCAAGACUGAGUACCCAUUACAUAAAGCUAUCAAAGUGGAGAGAGAAGAUGUGGUCUUUCUUUACCUAAUUGAAAUGGAUUCACAGCUCCCUGGGAAGCUGAAUGAACUUGAUCAGAAUGGAGACCUUGCUCUGGACCUCGCUCUUUCCCGGCGCCUGGAGAGCAUUGCCACCACGCUGGUCAGUCACGGAGCGGACGUGGACAUGGUAGACAAGAAUGGCUGGAGCUUGUUACAUAAGGGAAUCCAAAGAGGAGAUGUCUUUGCUUCCACUUUCCUCAUUAAAAAUGGGGCCCACGUCAGUGCUGCUACCUUGAGUGCUCAGGAGACACCGUUGCACCUAGUGGCAUUGUACAGUUCAAAGAAACACUCAGCAGAUGUGAUGUCUGCAAUGGCACAGAUUGCAGAGGCCCUUCUGCAGGCUGGUGCCAAUCCCAACAUGCAGGACAGCAAGGGCAGGACUCCCUUACACUUGUCUAUCGUGGCCAGGAACGAAUACGUGUUCAAUCAGUUGCUGCAGUGUAAACAAUUAGACUUAGAACUGAAAGACCACGAGGGCAGCACAGCUCUGUGGCUGGCGGUGCAGUACAUCACCGUGUCCUCCGAUCAGUCCGUGAACCCCUUCGAAGACCUCCCUGUGGUCAACGGAACCUCAUUUGAUGAAAACAGCUUUGCAGCGAGACUCAUUCAGCGGGGCAGCAACACCAACGCACCUGACUCUAAAACAGGAAAUUGCUUACUGCAGCGGGCAGCUGAAGCAGGAAAUGAGGCAGCAGCUCUUUUCCUGGCAACCAGUGGUGCCCACGUCAACCACAGAAACAAGUGGGGAGAAACGCCGUUGCACACAGCCUGUAGGCAUGGCCUGGCUAACCUCACCGCAGAGCUCCUGCAGCAAGGCGCCAACCCAAACCUGCAGACCGAGGAAGCUCCGCCUCUGCCGAAGGAGGCUGCGUCCCCGGCCAGCUCCGUGGGCAGCGUCUACCUGCAGACGCCGCUGCACAUGGCCAUCGCCUAUAAUCACCCAGAUGUGGUGUCUGUCAUCCUGGAACAAAAAGCUAAUGCUCUUCAUGCCACCAACAACUUGCAAAUUAUUCCGGACUUCAGCCUCAAGGAUUCCCGAGACCAGACUGUGCUGGGCCUGGCCUUAUGGACAGGCAUGCACACGAUCGCAGCCCAGCUGCUGGGCUCCGGGGCAGGCAUCAACGACACCAUGUCGGACGGGCAGACGCUGCUGCACAUGGCCAUUCAGCGGCAGGACAGCAAGAGCGCGCUCUUUCUCCUGGAGCACCAGGCGGACAUCAACGUCAGGACGCAGGAUGGAGAGACAGCCCUUCAGCUGGCCAUCAAAAACCAGCUCCCGCUGGUAGUGGAUGCCAUAUGCACCCGAGGAGCUGACAUGUCUGUGCCGGAUGAGGAGGGAAACCCUCCAUUGUGGCUCGCGCUGACCAAUAAUCUGGAGGACAUCGCAUCGACUCUGGUCAGACACGGCUGUGAUGCCACAUGCUGGGGCCCAGGACCUAACGGGUGCCUUCAGACACUCCUGCACAGAGCCAUCGACGAAAACAACGAGUCCACCACCUGCUUCCUUAUUCGCAGCGGCUGCGAUGUGAACAGUCCCAGACAGCCCGGUGCUAAUGGAGAAGGCGAGGAAGAGGCCAGAGAUGGGCAGACGCCCUUGCAUUUGGCAGCCUCCUGGGGACUGGAAGAGACAGUCCAGUGUCUUCUGGAGUUUGGUGCCAAUGUAAAUGCACAGGAUGCAGAAGGAAGAACACCUAUUCACGUGGCCAUCAGCAACCAACAUAGUGUCAUCAUUCAGCUGUUGAUCUCUCACCCUGACAUCCUCUUGAAUGUCCGAGACAGACAAGGGCUGACCCCUUUUGCCUGUGCCAUGACUUACAAGAACAACAAGGCGGCCGAGGCCAUCCUGAAACGCGAGUCUGGGGCUGCAGAGCAGGUGGAUAACAAGGGCCGGAACUUCCUUCAUGUGGCCGUUCAGAACUCGGAUAUUGAGAGUGUCCUGUUCCUGAUCAGCGUUCAGGCGAAUGUGAAUUCCAGAGUCCAGGAUGCUUCCAAGUUGACCCCUUUGCACCUUGCUGUCCAAGCAGGCUCAGAGAUCAUCGUCCGCAAUUUGCUUCUUGCAGGAGCCAAAGUGAACGAAUUAACCAAGCACCGCCAGACCGCCCUCCACCUCGCUGCCCAGCAGGACCUGCCCACCAUCUGCUCGGUCCUCUUGGAGAACGGAGUGGACUUUGCCGCUGUGGACGAGAAUGGAAAUAAUGCUCUUCAUCUUGCUGUCAUGCACGGUCGGCUCAACAACAUCCGAGUCCUCCUGACUGAGUGCAACGUGGACGCCGAAGGCUUUAACCUGAGAGGCCAGUCGCCACUGCACAUUUUGGGACAAUAUGGCAAAGAGAAUGCAGCGGCCAUCUUUGAUCUCUUCUUAGAGUGCAUGCCUGAUUAUCCUCUCGAUAAACCGGAUGCAGAAGGAAACACAGUGCUGCUUCUAGCAUACAUGAAGGGGAAUGCCAACUUGUGCCGUGCCAUCGUCCGAUCUGGGGCUCGCCUCGGAGUGAAUAAUAACCAAGGUGUCAACAUUUUCAACUACCAGGUUGCCACCAAGCAACUCCUGUUCAGACUGUUAGAUAUGCUGUCCAAGGAGCCGCCCUGGUGUGACGGCUCCAACUGCUACGAGUGCACUGCCAAGUUCGGAGUCACGACUCGCAAACAUCACUGUCGUCACUGCGGACGUCUGCUCUGCCAUAAAUGUUCGACCAAGGAGAUUCCCAUUAUCAAGUUUGAUCUGAACAAGCCUGUGCGAGUUUGCAACAUUUGCUUUGAUGUACUGACUCUGGGCGGGGUCUCUUAG